AUGGCGUCGGAGGGGAAGGAGUGUCAAGCGCUGCCCAAGAAAGUCGGCCCGCAGGACUUCGAGAGGAUCAAGCUGAUUGGGCAAGGAGAUGUUGGAAAGGUUUAUCUGGUUCGCCUGAAGAACAGCACGAACUAUUUUGCGAUGAAAGUCUUGUCGAAGCAGGAAAUGAUUGCAAGAAAUAAGCUAAAGCGAUGUCUCACCGAAAGGGAAAUCCUUGCUACAGUGGAUUAUCCCUUCAUUGUCACGCUCUACUAUUGCUUUCAAAGCCCUGAUCACCUCUUCCUCGUCAUGGAUUACUGUGCGGGCGGAGAAUUCUUCAGGAUGCUGAAGAGUCAGCCUGAGCGCAGAAUUCCAGAAGACUGGGUGCGCUUCUAUGCCGCAGAAGUGCUCCUUGCCUUAGAAUACUUGCACACCUGCGGAUUCAUCUAUAGAGAUCUGAAGCCCGAGAAUAUUUUGCUACAUGAAAGUGGACACAUCAUGUUAACAGAUUUCGACCUUUCAAAGCAAGCCGCAGUGACAGCUCCAGUUGUCAAGCAGUCAUUCAUGAGUGGUCUGUUUGGAGGAGAUAAGAGGCCAGGAGCAGGACAAAUUAUGAUAGACACAAACUCCUUUGUGGGCACGGAGGAGUACAUUGCGCCUGAAGUUAUCAAGGGCUCGGGGCAGUCUUCGGCUGUUGACUGGUGGACCUUUGGAAUUCUGAUCUACGAGAUGGCUUAUGGCUUCACUCCUUUCAAGGGCGACACUCAGCACGCGACAUUCUCGAAUAUCUGUUCAUCGGACCGGAUCAACAUCCCUGAAAAACCUGAGCUAAGCAACGCUUUCAAGAAGAUGAUUCGAGCGCUGUUGGCACGAGAACCCUCGAAGCGUCUGGGGUCAAAGCAGGGCGCUGGCGAGCUUAAGAAAUGCGAAUUCUUACAAGAUGUCAAGUGGGAUUCUAUUCGAAAGAUGACACCUCCGUAUCUCCCUCCUGUGCAAGAUCCAGUCGAACUGGCACAGAAGGCGACUUCUAUCCGAGACACCCCCGAUGCCCAGCUAGACUCGUGCCUUGCAUGGGCCCCAGAAGUUAUCAGUGCACACCAGCGGGCGCAAAAAGCGAAGGAGGCGAAAGAUUCUGCUCAUCGACAUCCAGAAGGCAAGGACGGAGGAUCAGCUGGAUCAUCCUCUUCACCGCAGGCUGGCAAGGACGAGAAGUCGAAGGCCGCAGAUGAAGUGUCAGAAUCCAUGUCCAAGAUGGACGUCAAGUCGUCAUAGGCUUAAUUGUGCCCGGCCCUCCUCGUGUUCGACGGAACGUAGAGGAUUGUCCGGGCCCGCACGGCUUUGGCGAGAUCGUUGUGUGGAGACAUCGUCGGGCGAGAUUUUAACGAUGCUUCAAUGAAUCAUAUUCCGAUUCUUGUC
Messenger RNA from Guillardia theta CCMP2712, 1395 nucleotides. RefSeq lists its product as hypothetical. Lineage: Eukaryota; Cryptophyceae; Pyrenomonadales; Geminigeraceae. The transcript has 9 exons. The coding region runs from base 1 to 1251 and encodes 416 amino acids. Gene Ontology annotation, cellular component: nucleus; cytoplasm; plasma membrane. Gene Ontology annotation, molecular function: protein serine/threonine kinase activity; ATP binding. The record is from RefSeq and is a predicted model, not a curated record. Gene Ontology annotation, biological process: protein phosphorylation.